AUGGCUUCUCCCAUUGGUCUGAGCCUUGCCAGCCUCCCCACCCCACCUCUCAGGAGACCCUGCUCCACUAGAACCGUGUGUGACCAAAAGGUGGCGAUCAAAAAUGGUGAUAUGUCGGAGGAGACGCAACAGGGCUCUGUGGAAUGUGCUACUCAGGCGUUGGAGAAGCAUAACAUAGAGAAGCACAUUGUGGCCCAUAUUAAGAAGGACUUUGAUAAGAGGUACAACCGCACCUGGCACAGCAUCAUGGGGGAGAACUUUAGUAGUUGCAUGACACAUGAAACCAAACACUUCAUCUACUGCUACCUGGGCCAAGUGGCCAUUCUUAUGUUCAAAUCUGGUUAA
Molecule: messenger RNA, 345 nt
Organism: Miniopterus natalensis
Lineage: Eukaryota; Metazoa; Chordata; Mammalia; Chiroptera; Miniopteridae
Source: RefSeq, a predicted model, not a curated record